This is a messenger RNA of Cornus florida, 817 nucleotides long. RefSeq lists its product as uncharacterized. Gene Ontology annotation, cellular component: mitochondrion. Bases 265 to 531 code for a protein of 88 amino acids. The transcript is spliced from 5 exons. NCBI's taxonomy places the organism in Eukaryota, Viridiplantae, Streptophyta, Magnoliopsida, Cornales, Cornaceae. The record is from RefSeq and is a predicted model, not a curated record.
AUUUUUGGUAAGUGAUUCUUAAAAUUUAAAAAGAAAAGAAAAAGUAAAGAAAAAUAUCAUUUCUCUACUUCCUCCCUCUCUGCCCUUUCCGCUUCGACGGAGGCGGGAGACGACACAAACCAUCACUCAUCGGCGAUCUCUCUCUCCACCAUUGACGGAUGCUUAGUUUGAGGUACUCUCCAGCUAUAUAUACCAGAAGAUUGGAAUCGAUUGAAUUUUCCAGGAGUAGUAGUAGCGUUGUGUUUGAAUUCUUGAGGAGAAGAAAUGCAUCCACCUUUAACGUUACAUAGGCAUCCAAUGUGUGCCGAAAUUAUUGAGCAGUUCCAAAAAUGUCAUUUGGAUCACCCUAUUGCGAAAUUCUUUGGUGAAUGCACUGACCUCAAGAUAAAGCUUGAUCGCUGUUUCCGGCAAGAAAAAGCUUUGAAGCGGAAGGCUAACUUUGAAGAUAGUAAAAAACUGAAAGAGAGGCUUCAAGCUUACAGGAAGGAAAAUUCUGAGAGAAGCACUGAAGAAAAGAACAUACAAGCUUAAUGAUGAAGUACGACGGUAUUUGAAAAAUAAUUCUAAGUUAGAAGUUUACAUAAAGACUGGUUCUAACCCCACAAAAGUGGAGGGAAGUGGGGAAUAUAUUAAAAAUUACAGUGCGACUAUAGACAGGAAUACAACCAAUGUCAUGCUGCAAUUUGUUCAGUUAUUCAUAUGAUAAUGUUCCCAUUAUAUCAAUAAACUUGUGAGAAAUUUAAUUUUUAUAAUUGUAAGCACAAUUUUUUCACCAAGUAGAUUUGCAAUAACCAAUUUGGGAUGUGAACUUUCUAUA